Messenger RNA from Diabrotica virgifera virgifera (western corn rootworm), 3039 nucleotides. RefSeq names its product myosin-4. The record is from RefSeq and is a predicted model, not a curated record. The coding region runs from base 169 to 2904 and encodes 911 amino acids. Gene Ontology annotation, cellular component: plasma membrane. The transcript has 12 exons. Lineage: Eukaryota; Metazoa; Arthropoda; Insecta; Coleoptera; Chrysomelidae.
GUUACGGGCUGGAAUAUGAGCCUAUUUUCAAAACCGGCGCUUGUGGAACGUAUAAUUAUUAUGUGUUGAAGUCGGGAACAAUAUUGUGAAAUUAUUCGUUUCAAAUUUAGAAGGAUUUCGAAUUUCAGUAUAGAAUAAUAACCAGCUAAGGCGUGAUAUUGUUAGAAGAUGGUUGCAAGUGUAGUGUUUUUCUUAGUGAUUUUAAUUGGAAUCACCAAUACAGAGGCGGUUGUCACAAAUGAAGAUAUCAGGGUAGCAAUUUUACAAAUUGUCAAUGUAGUUCGAGCGACGGGUGACAAAUUAGAAAAACACGAGUACCGCGAUAGGGUGCUCGGCGAGCAAUUAAAGAAAGGCCUGGUGAACAUCGAUAAGAGGAUAAAAAUGUUAGAUCCGCUCAAAGGAACCGUCGGUAGAUUGGAUGAAAGAUUGGCGGCAGUCGAAACGAUUUUAAUGCAAACGAACGAAAGAGAAAAAAUGCAAUUGCAGAGGACGUACGAGGCGGUCAUUGACAUACAGAAAAAUCUGCCUGUUAUUAUGGAGGAGAUGAAAAACGAAAUUAUUUCAAAGAUUUCAGCAAAUGAGCCUCCUGCUCAGAUCACGGAACCUGUAAUGUCUAAGAAAGACUUUGAGAAAAUGGAAAAAGAAGUAAUGAACAAAAUCGACAAAGUUACCAAUACUAUAGGAAAAAUCGAAAACGAAAUUUCUAAAAUUAAGACAGACAACCAACAAGUUAAAGAUUUACAUAACAAAUCAUCGGAUAACUUGGAAAAAUUAAAAAGACACUUCAAUGACAGUCAACAGUUGUUAAAUAAGUAUGAUAAAAAACUAGGUGACUAUAAUAGUAAAACUGGCAAUAAAGAAAACGAUGAGUGGAAGAAUAAUGUCAUAAAAGCUUUGGAUGGUCAAAAAUCUAGUAUUAAAGACAUUUCACAAGAUCUGAAAAAUCUCCAUGGUCAGGUAAAACAGCUACCACCAAAAGACGUAAUUAAUAAGUUACAAAAUUCUAUUAACAACUGUCAAGACGCUUCAUUAAAACAAGCUUUACAUAAGAUCGAAGGUAUAUUGAAUAAGAGCCACGAUGAGUCUACGAAAACUCUUAAUGUACUGACAAAAUUUACUAAUACUUUUAACAAAAGCCUGGAUAACACCAAUUACGCGAUCAAUUCCCAGAAAUCUAGUGCGAAAGAUAUCUUACAAAAUAUUAAAAGUAUACAAAAUCAACUUCAUAAACUACCCCAGAUAGAAGAAUUGGCAACAAGUCAGCGAGAAACUAAUAAAAAAUUAGAAAUUACCAUGAAAAACAUUGAUAAUGUGAGAGACGUCAGUAACAUGGUUGUUGGCACAACCAACAAUAUCUUGGAUAAUUGUUCUAAAACAAAUAAUGGUUUAGAUUCUCAAAAGUCUUUACAAGAAAUUUUAAAUAAUGUUAAAAACCUACAAAGCCAACGUCAAAAUAUUCCACAGAUUGAUCAAUUAGCAGCUGCUCAACGAGCCGCUGUGAAUAAAUUAGAUGAUGCUGUGAAAAAUAUCCAUGGUUUAACGGAAGUCACAGCUACUCUUAUGAAAAGUAUUGCCAACACAAACAGUGCUUUGGACGUUCAGAAAUCAAAUACACAAGAAAUUUUAAACAACAUUAAAAACGUACAAAAUCAGCUUCCACAAAUAAAUGAACUGUCUGCUGGACAGAGCACUGCCAUUAACAAGUUGGAAGAUACAUUAAAGAAUAUCAAUGGUUUGACAGAAAUUACUGGUACUCUUAUGAAGAGUUUUGCUAAUACAAAUAAUGCAUUAGACCUUCAGAAAUCAAGUAUGCAAGAAGUUCUAAGCAAUAUUAAAAACGUACAAAAUCACCUUCCACAAAUAAAUGAACUGUCUAUUGGACAAAGAAAUGCCAGAAACACAUUGGAAGAUAUAUUGAAGAAUAUCAAUGGUUUGACAGAAAUUACCGGUACUCUUAUGAAAAGUUUUGCUAAUACAAAUAAUGCUCUUAAUGGCCAACAGUCAGAUGUUAAAGAAAUCCUCACAGAUGUAAAAAACAUACAGAAUAAAAUAAACCAAUUACCACAAAGAUACGACCUAGAUCUACAUCAAAAUUCCUCUUUACAAAAACUCAACCAACUGUCAGCUGACGUGUCAGUUUGUAAGCAACAAUCCUCAAACGAAGUUCGACAUAUUCUGGAAAGCAUUAUAAACAACAUCAACAAAACACACGAAGAUACCAUUGAAAAACUUAACGAUCUCUCUGAAAUUACAGCUGCCCUUGGACAGAGCUUUGUAACUAACUACGAUCAAAUUCGAAAUGAAAUUAAAGGUUUAAAUAGGUUAGACCAAGUAAUGAUAAACACUGCCGAUGGUGUUAUUGACACCAAACGAAAAGUAGAGUUUGGAGUGCACCAAAUUUUGGCCGAGAUAUCCAAAUAUUCGAAGGAAACCACUAAACAUGUUCAACAAGCAGUGAGUAACAGACUAGAUACUUUUGAAACGUCAAUUUUGGAUCCCGACACUGGAGCUCUGGCUAACUCAACAUCAAAGAUAGAAGAUGACAUCCAACAAGUGUGGCGGCAAAUUGGAAUAAUGUAUCAACAAAUGAGUAGCAACUCACAAGCUCUUAAACAACUGCAGAAUCAGACUGACGCGUAUAUUACUGGUUCUCUUGGGACAAUGAACAAUGUGAAAGGAAAAGUUGGUCAAAUAACUGGCCGAAUUACCGAGGUUGAUGAAAAUCUUAACUAUCUAAUCGGCAGACUUUCGUUGGUAACGGAAGAAUUUAACAGAAUCAAAACGGGACUCAGCUCUGCAUUAGAAAAAAUCAAAGAAAGUUUCCAUGCGGUACAGGAAAAAGUUGAUGAAGGACCAGGACCACACAAUAUUGACAGCAGUGAGCAAGUGCCUCCCACCGCUUAAUUUUUUUAAUAAUUCUUAUUUAUUGCAAUGUUUGUUCGAGCGAAUAUUUGUAUUUUAGCGUAGCUAGACUUAAUUUUUUAUUAAAGUGUGAGUAAUUCAAAACCGUAAAUAAAAUACAAGAAACUCGUUUAAAAA